Ochlerotatus camptorhynchus is the source of this 4643-nucleotide messenger RNA. RefSeq names its product apoptosis-resistant E3 ubiquitin protein ligase 1. Gene Ontology annotation, cellular component: cytoplasm. Bases 476 to 3253 code for a protein of 925 amino acids. The transcript is spliced from 10 exons. The record is from RefSeq and is a predicted model, not a curated record. Gene Ontology annotation, molecular function: ubiquitin protein ligase activity. Gene Ontology annotation, biological process: negative regulation of apoptotic process; protein polyubiquitination. NCBI's taxonomy places the organism in Eukaryota, Metazoa, Arthropoda, Insecta, Diptera, Culicidae.
CACUCUCAUUCAGUCACCGCCAACUAUUCGUCAGCUACGGAAGCCUCCCCGAAAAGCAAGUGGGGUCACAAAUCGGAAGACAGAUCCUUCCGUGAUUAGACCGCCUCCGAAAACUGAACAUUUGUGUGAAACCACGCCAGUAAGCACAUCAACAAACUAGUCGCUAAUGCAAGUCAUGUGUGAUAAGCAGGUAAAGAGUGUGAGCAAAUCUCAUUCAUAGGAGCAGUGUAGUUGGACAAUGUCGGUGACAGCCACGCGACGAGAAGUUAGUUUGAACAACAAACUGAACCGCAGCAACCCGUUGCCAUUGUAUAUUGACAGUCGUGCGCAAAGUGCUAAUCGCAGCCAUCUGCGAUUUGAAAACCUACAAGUGUUACUUAGCGAGAAGAAUCAGUGAAGCUAGUCAGACUAAAUCGUACACGAGAUUUUGGGUAGGGUUUUUGAAACAAUAAGUGAUACAAAUCCUGCCAACACCAUGUGGUCACCGGAAGCGGAAAUCAACUCAAUUGCCUUUACUACAAUGCGGCACUCGGUGUCUGCAUCGUCCGGAAUCUCGUCCCUCUCCAGUUGCGGUGAUCCAGAUCGCCUUCCCGAGCUGCCACCUGGAGAUGAACAACGCCUGCAACGUGCUGCCCUCAACCUGCAACAAAAGCUGAUCUUACGUGAAUGGCUGAAAGAGCACCGACUGCAGCAUCAUUACUCUAGACUGGUUACCAUCGAGGUCACAUCGCUCGAGGACGUCUACUGGCUCGAGGACUCCCGUGCCAGUCAAAUACUGGGCAAAGAUUGGUCCGGCUGGUCCCAAGCACGCCAGAAGCUGCCCACGUCCAAAUCCAACCUGGAAGCUUUGAAGGCCGAUCUUUGGUCAACCGUGGUCAAGUCCAGCCAGCACCAGGACGCUUGGACAUGGGGUGGAAUGUUGGUGGUCUCCGUGUCGGUGGCCGGUCUGGUGACCCUGGCCGCCAUGACGCAGCCUUCGUUGGCACCGGAAGCACGACAUUCCCUGCUACAGUACGUAACUGGCAAGUAUCUGCUACCGGCCAACUGCAAAGUCCACUGGGACUGGCAAGAUCCGGCCAUCGUCGGUGGAACCAUGUGCUUUACGGUGCGAUUCCAUCAACGGAACGGUCAAGCCUACCCUAUCUGUGAUACAGACCAGUUCUUCGUGGAAGUGACCGAAGGUACCCGUAAGAUCAUCACCAUCAGUGAGUUAGGAUCACCAACCGAUCCAAACAACGCAAACAUUGCCAAGGUCAAAUUCACCGUCCGAACGGCUGGACAGUACAAAAUCUCGGUGCUGAUCGGAUCGAGUCACAUUGCCGGCAGUCCCUUCCUGAAAACCUUUAUUCCAGGUCCAAUGGACGCCCGUCGAUCACGACUGAUCCGACCGGCGAGUACCGUAGUCUGCUGCGCCGGGGCACCAACAUUCCUGCACAUCGAACCACGUGAUGAGCACGGCAAUACGUGUCAGUUCACGCCCGAGUGUGAUCCCAUCAAGGGCUACAAGAUCGACAUUUUCGAUCUCUACGGUAACCAUAGUGAUAAGUACUGCAAUGCGAUCACACUUUCCUACGAUAAGGUCAACUCGAGAAUCAGCCUUACCGCUCUGUUCCCGGAACCUGUGUGCCUACGGGCUGUCAUAAGCUACGAAACGCAUCCGAUCCCGAACGGAGAAUUUGAUAUUAUCGUCCUGAGCAGCAGCGACACGACGCUGGUGCAUAAGAAUAUUGCUUCCAGGAAGCACAACAUUUGCUACGAAGCAAAACUAUUCGGCGUUUUUGGCCAACAACGGUGGACCAAACCACGGAAGGUGCUUUGCUACGUUGGACCAAAGCAGGUUACCAUUAAAGAAAUGAUCCUCAAAAUCAUUCCCAAGCGGAUCGCCACUUUUCGGUUGUGCCCUUCUACCAAAUUCCACUUCCUACCACCGUCCAAUAUCCAGGUGAAUAACAGCCACGGAGCGAUCUUCAUCAUCGACGACGGUUGUCAACCGAAGAUUGAACUGGCAUCCAAGGAGCGCAAUGUAAUCGCGGCAACCUUCACCCAUUUCCUGCUGAAGAACAUUGGUGGCUCGGAGACGUUCAAAGAUAAGCAGGACUUUUUCUACCACGAAGUGAGACUCGUGCGCAAGUUCCAUUCCAACUACUACCAUGAGAAGAUUUCAGUCAAAGUACAACGGGACAAGAUCCUCGAAUCCAGCAUGAAAGCGACCAAGCACUUCUCCGUGUCGGAUUGGUGCGGCAACUUUGAGGUUACAUUCCAAGGCGAACAGGGCAUCGAUUGGGGAGGACUGCGGCGCGAGUGGUUUGAACUAAUCUGCAGUGCCCUGUUUGAUCCCCGCGGGGGUCUCUUCUGUACAUUCCACGAUAAAAGACAAGCACUCGUACAUCCUAAUCCAAAUCGACCUACGCAUCUUAAGUUGAAACACUUUGAAUUUGCCGGAAAGGUUGUCGGAAAAUGUCUAUAUGAAAGUGCCCUCGGAGGAACCUACCGGCAACUGGUGAGGGCGCGAUUUUCCCGUUCGUUCCUGGCACAGCUAAUCGGGCUCCGAGUGCACUACAAGUACUUUGAACAGGACGACCCGGAUCUGUAUUUAUCUAAGAUCAAGUACAUCUUGGAUACGGACCUGGACAACAGCGAGAAUCUGGAGCUUUACUUUGUGGAAGAAAUUUACGAUACGGGUGGUCAGCUGGUGAAAACCGUCGAGCUCAUUCCGAAUGGGGCCAAAACGAGGGUCACAAACGCGACCAAGAACCAAUAUUUGGAUGCCUUGGCACAGCAGCGGCUGUGCAACAACGUACGAGAGGAGAUUGAUAGCUUUCUGAAGGGACUGAACGGAGUCAUUCCGGAUAAUCUGCUGAGCAUAUUUGAUGAAAACGAAUUAGAGCUAUUGCUUUGUGGCACCGGGGAGUAUUCGAUAGCCGAUUUCCGGGCCAACCACAUCGUGAACGGAGGCUCGCCGGAGUUCCGAAGGGUGCUGGGGUGGUUCUGGGCAGCGGUAGGCAACUUUUCCCAAACUGAAAUGGCGCGGUUACUGCAGUUCACGACGGGAUGCUCACAGUUACCGCCGGGAGGCUUCCAGGAACUGAAUCCACGAUUCCAGAUAACGGCAGCACCAACGUUUGCAAAUUUACCGACAGCACACACUUGUUUCAACCAACUCUGCCUGCCAGACUACGAGAGCUACGAGCAGUUCGAACGGGCCCUGAUGUUUGCCAUCAGCGAAGGAACCGAAGGCUUCGGUAUGGUUUAAUUCAGAACGAAAGACGCGUGGAUCGAGCAAUCGCACGAAAGCCUGGGAAAUCUCAACAAACAACACAAAGCACAAAACAAAACCUUGAUAUAUGUAGUACUAGAGUAGUUCUAGCUGACCAAGAGAAAGUACGUCAAUUCUGUGAAUUUUACUAUUUUUAUUUUUUUUCCUAAAUAGCAAAACCUAAAUAUAUUAAAUAGAAAAGGUGGCAAAUCUAUAUCGAAAAACUUGAAGCUUUAGUCGUCUUGAAAUAGGAAAUCAGUUUAUUGAAUUAUACGAACCCAUUGCGACACCCGUAGCCAGUUGAAUCGCUUUCCAGUUAAAAAAUAUAUCCAAAAAAUUGCAAAACCAAUAUAAACAGUGCGCUUUCUUCGUCUGGGCAGCGACUCUCUUCAACAUUACGUAAAUGUAUGGGUGAGAAUGGCAAACUUCUCUUAAAAGGUGCCAAAAGGAUACGAAUCAAGACAAGCGUGAAGGUUAAGUUAUCGGAAAUGAAUUUCUAGCAUUUGUGCCAAAUCAGUGACGAAGAAAUGGAUGGCCACUGCAUUUCGCCUACCCUAUUCUCAUUAUUUAGCAUUUUUAGAAAUAGUUUCGAGAUAGGUAAACAUUCAGAGCGGACAUUAGUGAGGAGGAGACGCUUACCUUAUAAUGAAAUCUUAUUUAAGUUUGGACGGCGCGCCUUAAAACUAGUAGGAAUUUACAAAUUCAAAAACAUUUGAUAUCAAUAAGAUCGAAAACGCGAUAAACGGAUAUAAGGGAUAACAAAUGAAGUUAUGUGAUUUCUAGAUGAUUAAGCGUUCAAACACUCUCAUUAGAUCAAACUCACCCGAAACGUAUCAGCAUUUUCUUUAUUUAAAUUUCCACCCAACCAAAACUAGUUAGUAUGAACUACAUCAUUCCAUGUGAAAUAGCUGUAUGUUUAAAAAAAAUCAAUCUGGCGAAUAGCAGAAAAAAACAAAAUAGAAUCUGAUGCAGACAACAAACUCAUGGUUCUGUGAUACUUCAGAAUGAAAACAAAUAGUAGUUACCGCAUACCUGCAGUCAAAAUUUUGUUGUAUUCAUUCUUUGUCGAAGCUUCCCCUCUUACUGUGCUCUAUACGAUAAAAUAGAUAACAAUUAGCGGCUAGGCAAACACAAUUUAAUUGUAACCAAUCUCUUAAAGUUACUUUCAACAGAUUGACAAACCAACGGAACCCAUUUAAGCAAGCGCUCAAAGAACGAUUCAGUGCAAACAUGAAGAAUUAAGCAGGCGGCAUUCGAUUCAAAUUUGGUUAGUGCAGCAAAUCAAAGCAACCAUAAGCGAAAAAUUCUUCAAUAAUCAGUCAAUGACAUUUACCCGAUAAGCAUCCAAAUAGUAAUUCCUCCGUCAGUAGACCAAAGUUCGAGUCGA